Messenger RNA from Pseudomyrmex gracilis, 1147 nucleotides. RefSeq lists its product as uncharacterized. NCBI's taxonomy places the organism in Eukaryota, Metazoa, Arthropoda, Insecta, Hymenoptera, Formicidae. The coding region runs from base 28 to 819 and encodes 263 amino acids. The transcript has 5 exons. The record is from RefSeq and is a predicted model, not a curated record.
GAUUACUUCGUUGGGAAAUCUCGCGCUAUGGAACUUACGCACUUGUUCGUCGUGUGUCUUUUAAGUGUGCAACUUGACACGACAUUAGCGCACGAUAACGCGCUGGAGAACAAACCGAUCGAUAAAGAAAAGAUCACUGAAGACGAGCAGAAAGUGUACGAUGAAUGCCGGAAUCCGGACUACAAAACAUAUGUCAAGUGUUUGAUGAGACCGAAGCGGCAUCAUCAUAACGGCCACGGAGACGAGGCGUCGGAUACUGAUGUCAGGCAUUGUAUGGAAACGUGUCUACAGAGGUGUGACUUCUUGGAUCGCGAUUGUGAGAAAAACUGUAGCCACUGCACGAAAAGGACUAAACACAGACACCAGAUCAUCACGGAAUACGAAACGGAAUGCGUAUCGGGAAAAUGCGGUCCGCUCGAUAAAGACUUAAAAACAACUAACAUAACAACAAACAUCAACAUUCAUAAUUAUAUUAAUGCUUCUCGUCCAAAUGGUAAAGGAGUAAAUGGUAAUGGAGGAAAUGGUAAUGGAGGAAAUGGUAAUGGAGGAAAUGGUAAUGGAGAUAAUAAAACAACAACUACACCAACACCUCGGUUCCCAUCGAUUCCAAUAAUACCUCAAAUUUCGCUGGUUCCGCAAAUUACGUACGGGGUGGGAUUCGGAGCCGCGGGUGGAUGCGCGUACAAUCAGUGGCUUUGCAUUUAUCAGGGCGGCAUUGAAAGCGUACAGCCCGAUUGCUCCGUAUGCGGGAGUCCUGUUUUACGCUAUAGGUGCGAUGUGAAGUGUUACAAAACUCAGAUCAACGUAACGGCUCAGUAAGGAUAAGGAAAUGCGUUGGUGAUUCUGCACAAGUAGAUUUAGGAGUUCGUUGAAAGGAGGUUUGUGGAAAGGUGAAGGAAAAGCUUAUCAUUUAUUGUUCUCAUUAUGUUGUUUAUCUUUCAAUAAGCAAUGAAAUGUAAUAGGAUAAUAUUAUCGAUCUCUUAAUACUUCUCAACACAAUUACGCAACCACACAAAAUGUAGCUCUAUAUUUGUCGAGAGCAGUUACAUAUUGCUAUUUUGAAUACUUACAUUGAUAUUCCUCUGUGAAAUAAAAACGACGUUACUUUUCUUUUUAUUAAAAAAAAAAAACCUAUUUGAUGUUUAAA